Molecule: messenger RNA, 1647 nt
Organism: Pelobates cultripes (western spadefoot toad)
Lineage: Eukaryota; Metazoa; Chordata; Amphibia; Anura; Pelobatidae
Source: the annotation of a GenBank genome assembly
AUGGUAACUCUCAGACAGACAUUGCUGUAUUUGGUACCUGGCCCUGUGUAUCUGGUAACAGGACAUCCAAUGGUAACUCUCAGACAGACAUUGCUGUAUUUGGUACCUGGCCCUGUGUAUCUGGUAACAGGACAUCCAAUGGUAACUCCCAGACAGACAUUGCUGUAUUUGGUACCUGGCCCUGUGUAUCUGGUAACAGGACAUCCAAUGGUAACUCUCAGACAGACAUUGCUGUAUUUGGUACCUGGCCCUGUGUAUCUGGUAACAGGACAUCCAAUGGUAACUCCCAGACAGACAUUGCUGUAUUUGGUACCUGGCCCUGUGUAUCUGGUAACAGGACAUCCAAUGGUAACUCCCAGACAGACAUUGCUGUAUUUGGUACCUGGCCCUGUGUAUCUGGUAACAGGACAUCCAAUGGUAAUAUCCCAGACAGACAUUGCUGUAUUUGGUACCUGGCCCUGUGUGUCUGGUAACAGGACAUCCAAUGGUAACUCCCAGACAGACAUUGCUGUAUUUGGUUCCUGGCCCUGUGUAUCUGGUAACAGGACAUCCAAUGGUAACAAUCAGACAGACAUUGCUGUAUUUGGUACCUGGCCCUGUGUAUCUGGUAACAGGACAUCCAAUGGUAACUCCCAGACAGACAUUGCUGGAUUUGGUACCUGGCCCUGUGUAUCUGGUAACAGGACAUCCAAUGGUAACUCCCAGACAGACAUUGCUGUAUCUGGUACCUGGCCCUGUGUGUCUGGUAACAGGACAUCCAAUGGUAACUCCCAGACAGACAUUGCUGUAUUUGGUACCUGGCCCUGUGUAUCUGGUAACAGGACAUCCAAUGGUAACUCCCAGACAGACAUUGCUGUAUUUGGUACCUGGCCCUGUGUAUCUGGUAACAGGACAUCCAAUGGUAACUCUCAGACAGACAUUGCUGGAUUUGGUACCUGGCCCUGUGUAUCUGGUAACAGGACAUCCAAUGGUAACUCCCAGACAGACAUUGCUGUAUUUGGUACCUGGCCCUGUGUAUCUGGUAACAGGACAUCCAAUGGUAACUCCCAGACAGACAUUGCUGGAUUUGGUACCUGGCCCUGUGUGUCUGGUAACAGGACAUCCAAUGGUAACUCUCAGACAGACAUUGCUGUAUUUGGUACCUGGCCCUGUGUGUCUGGUAACAGGACAUCCAAUGGUAACUCUCAGACAGACAUUGCUGAUUUGGUACCUGGCCCUGUGUAUCUGGUAACAGGACAUCCAAUGGUAACUCCCAGACAGACAUUGCUGUAUUUGGUACCUGGCCCUGUGUAUCUGGUAACAGGACAUCCAAUGGUAACUCCCAGACAGACAUUGCUGUAUUUGGUACCUGGCCCUGUGUAUCUGGUAACAGGACAUCCAAUGGUAACUCUCAGACAGACAUUGCUGGAUUUGGUACCUGGUCCUGUGUAUCUGGUAACAGGACAUCCAAUGGUAAUAUCCCAGACAGACAUUGCUGUAUUUGGUACCUGGCCCUGUGUAUCUGGUAACAGGACAUCCAAUGGUAACUCCCAGACAGACAUUGCUGUAUUUGGUACCUGGCCCUGUGUAUCUGGUAACAGGACAUCCAAUGGUAAUAUCCCAGACAGACAUUGCUGUAUUUGGUACCUGGCCCUGUGUAUCUGGUAA